Messenger RNA from Gilbertella persicaria, 1023 nucleotides. Its product is annotated as Bicoid-interacting protein 3-domain-containing protein. The transcript is spliced from 6 exons. Bases 58 to 963 code for a protein of 301 amino acids. Gene Ontology annotation, molecular function: snRNA binding; RNA methyltransferase activity; O-methyltransferase activity. Gene Ontology annotation, biological process: snRNA modification. NCBI's taxonomy places the organism in Eukaryota, Fungi, Mucoromycota, Mucoromycetes, Mucorales, Choanephoraceae. The record is from RefSeq and is a predicted model, not a curated record.
UCGGGUCAUACAAAAUGUGUACUUUUUCUUUUUUUUUUUCUUUCUUUUCAGUUGAUUAUGAAACGAUCAUCAACUGAAGAGCAUGCUCAUGCACAAAAACGUACGCGUCAAGAAGUACCUGUGUUAGGUUCCAAGACAAAAGGCGCUGUUUAUCUUGUUGAAAAAGAAAAAGAAAAACAACCUUUUGGAAAGUAUGUCUAUGGUAACUAUCAAGGUUAUUAUACGACUCGUCGAAAGCAAGGCAAUGCUCUUAUUGAUCCAAGACUUGACUUGAUAGACCCAAGUUAUUUUGUUGGCAAACGUAUACUGGACAUUGGAUGCAAUUCUGGAAAUAUAUCCAUUGCCAUAGCUAAAAAGUACUCUGUUACUUCAAUUGAUGGUGUUGAUAUUGAUGAAGGAUUGAUCAAGAAAGCACAUACAAAUCUUCGUGUUGCUUAUUCACUCAAUCACCCAGAUCAACAAUCACCUAUUGAUCUUAGUUUACGCUUUCACUAUUUUCCUCAAUCUAUGACAAAUAUGUUUGGUAUGCUUCCUAUGGCAUUUCCACCCUCUUACAAGAAGCCCAAUGAGUUUCCGUUCAAUGUACAUUUUGAGGCAAUGGACUGGACUGAGACUAAUAUUGAUAAAUAUAGCCAUUAUGAUACAGUAUUAGCACUGAGUAUCACAAAAUGGAUUCAGCUACAUGGUGGGGAUAAGGGACUCAAGCGAUUCUUUGAGAAAGUCUAUGACUCAUUAGCACCUGGAGGUACAUUUGUGUUGGAGCCUCAAGAAUUCAAUACAUUUCAAAGAAGAGCGAAACAAAUUGAUCCUACAAAAGAUGUAGAGCAAGAACUACACUUCAGACCUGAAGACUAUGAAGACUACUUGAUCAAUCAUGUAGGAUUCAAAGAAGUCAUCAACUUAGGUGCUCCUCAAGGUGAAAUUAAAGGAUUCUCUCGACCAAUCAUAUUGUACAUAAAAUAAAGUGACGUCUCUAUGAAAAAUAAAGAGCUCUUUUUUCUUGAUUAUUUCCAAAAAAAAAAC